Messenger RNA from Fulvia fulva, 288 nucleotides. RefSeq lists its product as uncharacterized. Lineage: Eukaryota; Fungi; Ascomycota; Dothideomycetes; Mycosphaerellales; Mycosphaerellaceae. Bases 1 to 288 code for a protein of 95 amino acids. The record is from RefSeq and is a predicted model, not a curated record. The transcript is spliced from 2 exons.
AUGCACGAACUCACGUACACACCGCUGCGGUCGCACGCGCUCGCAUUUACAAACCAACAUUAUGGAUCGGCAACAAGACAGCGGGUAAAGCCCUUUCGUCUCCUCGACCUACCGGCGGAGCUUUGGUCGAAGAUCGGCAAGAUAGCUAUCGACGAUGCGCCAUCCUUCACAUACAACCCUCUAGCUCUUCGAUAUCCCCCUGACACGAAAGGACAGCCAGACAUCACCCGAAUCUGUCGAGUCCUGAGGGAUGGCAGGCAGAACUUGGAUGUGGUCUCGAGCUGGUGA